UUUUUUGCAGGAAACUAAUUAGCAGGAAUAAAGAUCCAAAGAGUUUUUUCUUUUCAAUCAUCAGAUCUCACUUUCACCUCUUCCUAGCUCCCUCUAACACAAGACUCACCGCCUGCUUUGCAUCCAAAUUAUUUUUAUAUUGCCUUUAACAACUAAUACUCCGUUUUUACACUCCGCAACAACAAUGAUCUUUCUUUUGCCACCCUAAGCGCAAACUGACCAAAAGGGGACUGCAUUGAUGGGAUCUUUAGCCAAACCAUCACUAUACUGGAUUAAAACGCAAGGAUCACAAAGCGGCAGCAAGAAAUUGCCUGGAUGCGAUGAACGCCUCAUGUAGGCAUCAGCAUGGACAGCUGUGAGUCUCCCGUAGUUUCUGGGACAGACAAUGGGCUUGGCUCCUCCCAGCAGCAGAAACCACCACAGCCCUGGAACGAUCACUCUAGCUCACAGGUCCCUUGUACCAACCAGGCCCCUUCCCUGGACCCUCUGUCCAUCCCCAGUCCAUAUCCUUCUCUUGGCCAAAACUCCAGUGCACCUCAUGACGGGGUGAGAGAGCAGCCAAAACAGACAUCACCACUCACCCAGCUGGACAGCUCUGCCACAGGCCAGCUGGGCUCUAGAAGAGAGGGCCUCGAGGAGGAGGAGGAGCAGGAAGGAGUGAGCUGUGGAGAGGAGGAAGACUUAGAGGACUUGGAUGAAAUGGAGAUUGAUAGCUGUUUUCCAAGUCUUCAGCCUUUUCCUGGGGUUACCAUGGCUCCAAGGGGAGGAGGGGGCAUACCCUCUCUGCUGCGUCACCAGGCCAGAAGACAUCAGGGAACCCCUGAGAGUGGAAGUGAAGGGGAGGAGGAAGAGGAAGAGGAGAGUAGUGAUGUGGAGAACUUGGCCGGAGAGAUAGUCUACCAGCCAGAUGGCUCAGCCUACAUAGUAGAGAGCCUGAGUCAGUUGAUCCAAAGUGGUGGGGGUAUGGUACCGGGCCUACUCCCCACAAACUCUCUCAGCAGUGGGGGGAAAGCAGGGGAACCUGCAGGGACAGUCUACCCUCAGAUCAUCAAUACGUUUCACAUAGCCUCAUCAUUUGGGAAGUGGUUUGGUAACUCAGACCAAGGAUUCCCCAAUACCUCAACUAUGGCAGGCCUCAGCCCUGUUCUGCACAGUUUUCGUGUUUUUGAUGUGCGGCACAAAAGCAACAAGGAUUACCUAAACAGUGAUGGGUCUGCCAAGAAGUCAUGUGUAUCCAAAGAUGUUCCCAACAACGUGGAUUUCUCCAAAUUUGAUGGGUUGGCCCUCUAUGGCAAGGGCAAACCCAUUCUCAUGUGUUUUCUCUGCAAGCUGUCCUUUGGCUAUGCACGCUCCUUUGCCACACAUGCUGUUCAUGAUCAUCGCAUGACACUGUGUGAAGAGGAGCGGCGGCUGCUGGGGGACAAGCAUGCAUCUGCCAUUAUCCAGGGCAUAGGGAAGGAUAAGGAACCCCUCAUUAGUUUCCUGGAACCAAAAAAUAAAAGUACUCCUCUGCCACCUAGCCUGCUCCCCAUUAACUCUGGUCAGAGCUUCUAUGGGACCUUUAGUGGUGUCCAUUUGGAGCCUGGCAGCAGCAGUGCAGGUAGCGAGGGUGUCCUGAACAAAGACUCUGAAUCUGGCCUUGAGCAACAGCAGCAACCACAAACAGCACUCAACUCCGUCCUCUCACUCGGCGGAUUCAGUGUUCCCAAAACAUCCACUCUUACCUUAUCCCCAGGCUCUGCCAAAGACUCCAGUUCCCUACAGGUAGGGAGAACAGAAGAGUCUGGGGGGAAAGAGUUGGCAUGCAAAGGUGAGGAUGGGGAAAAGGAACAACACGAAAGUAGGGCCCACCUCCUGAGUCGGACUGGAGGCUCAGAAGAGGUUGAGGAUCUGUUAUUUAGAGAAGAGGAAGAGGAGGUAGGCUGUGGUGGUAACAGUAGCAGCGGUGAAGCAGGGGAACCAGCUGUCUCAAACCAAAGCAUUUCCAAAUCUCCUUUAUUAAUGCCUAGUAGCGCUCUCCAGCCUUCUGCCUGCACCUCUGCAGUCAGUUCCACACUCAGCAGCAAAGCCCUUGCUUCCACUUCCUCUUCUGUCAAGGACGAGGGCUCAGCUGCAGAUGGUGAAGGGAGGACCUCGGAGCUCCCUCUGAGCUUUAACUGCCAAGGGUCCUCUGGCUCUAUGGCAAUGGUGACAAAUGCCGUCAGACGAAGUGAGGACGACACUGCUGGCACUCCCUCCUCACCUCUGUCCUCCAAUGCUGCUGCUGAUGAAAGUGCCAAUCAAGAUAGUGCCACAGCUCCAGAACCAAAUGAUUGCCCGGCAGAGGGAGAGGAGGAGAAUGGCUCUCUUCUGCUUCAUCACCACAUGCACCACCAUCACCACCACCUCCAUGCCUCGUCUCACAGCCACACCCACCCUCUCACAGGGGGCGCCUGUGAUCUCUCUGCCCUCAGUGAGUGUUCACAGAACCAUGGGAGUGGAGUCGGCGGAAGCAGCGGGGUAGAGUGCCCCAAAUGUGACACAGUUCUUGGCUCAUCGCGGUCUUUGGGUGGUCACAUGACAAUGAUGCACUCACGAAACUCAUGUAAGACACUAAAAUGUCCCAAAUGUAACUGGCAUUACAAGUACCAGCAGACGUUGGAGGCCCACAUGAAAGAGAAGCACCCUGAUUCUGGAGGCUCCUGCAUGUACUGCAGCAGUGGUCAGAGUCACCCACGCCUGGCCCGAGGGGAGAGCUAUACCUGUGGGUACAAGCCCUUUCGCUGUGAGGUUUGUAACUACUCUACCACCACAAAGGGCAACCUCAGUAUCCACAUGCAGUCAGACAAGCAUCUGAACAACAUGCAGUCACUACAGAAUGGAGGCUCCAUUGGCUCUGCACAGGAACAGGUGUUCGGGCAUGCCCCAGGAAGUGUGGUGGCUGUGCCGUCUGUGACACAGGCUAGCAGCCAUCACCCUCCUCACCACCACCCCACUCAGUCCUCCAGUCACAUGGGAGGGCAGUGUGGUGCCCCUUCACCUACCAAGUUGAAGAACAAGCCUACGUGGAGGUGCGAGGUGUGCGACUAUGAGACCAAUGUGGCACGGAACCUUCGUAUCCAUAUGACAAGUGAGAAGCACAUGCACAACAUGAUGCUUCUCCAGCAGAACGUCACACAGAUGCAACAUGGCCGCCUUGGUCUUGGAGCUAUGCCAUCGCCGUCUGAGGCUGAACUCUACCAGUACUACCUAAGCCAAAACAUGAGCCUUCCACCGGGACUCAAGAUAGACCCUGCUGGAGCAGAGGCACAGUUUCUGAUGGGAGGCUUUCACCUGGACCCAAAUAUGGCUGCUUUGGCUCCUGCACUUGUAGGAGGAGAUAUUCCUAUGGAUGUCCGAUUGGGUGGAGGGCAGUUGGUGUCCGAGGAGCUGAUGACUUUGGGAGAGAGUCUGUCCCAGACCAGCGAUCCCUCCCUGAAGCUUUUUCAGUGUGCUGUGUGCAACCGCUUCACCACCGAUAAUCUGGAGGUGCUGGGCCUGCACAUGGGAGCUGAGCGCAGCCUGCCAGAGGAGGAGUGGAGGGCUGUGGUGGGAGACUCACACCAGUGCAAGUUGUGCCACUACACCACCCAGCUCAAGGCCAACUUUCAGCUGCACUGUAAGACAGACAAGCAUGUUCAGAAGUACCAGCUGGUGGCACACAUUAAAGAAGGAGGCAAAGGCAAUGAGUGGCGCCUCAAGUGUGUGGCCAUUGGAAAUCCAGUUCACUUGAAGUGCAAUGCCUGUGACUACUACACCAACAGUCUGGAGAAGCUGAGGAUGCACACUGUCAACUCCCGACAUGAAGCUAGCCUCAAACUUUACAAGCACCUCCAGCAGCAUGAGAACGCAGUGGAAGGUGAUGCGUGCUACUACCACUGUGUGCUGUGUAACUACUCAACUAAGGCCAAGCUCAACCUGAUCCAGCAUGUGCGCUCCAUGAAGCACCAGCGCAGUGAGAGCCUGAGGAAACUGCAGCGGCUCCAGAAAGGGCUGCCUGAGGAGGAGGACGACCUAUCUUCAAUCUUCACCAUCCGCAAAUGCCCCUCAUCAGACACAGGAGAACUGAGCGAGGAUGUGGAGGCUGCUAGUGAGACCACCACAGACCAGGAGGACCAAACCAAAGAGAGAGAAAGUGGGGGGGACAAGGAGCUCACCAAAGGGACAGCUGUGUCCGGCCCUUUUGAGCGGCGCCAGUCAGAGUCCCCGGUCCUCUCCAAAAGGCCCUCUUCUCAGCCCGAGACCUCUGAGAGCCCCUUCUCCAUCAAGCGUCCCAGGACAGCCGAGAAGAGCACUUCGGAGCAGAUGUACCAGUGCCCCUACUGUAAAUUCACCAACACAGACUUGAACCGUCUGAGGAUGCACGUGAUGACGCAGCACUCAGUCCAGCCCAUGCUGCGCUGCCCCCUGUGCCAGGACAUGCUCAACAAUAAGGUCCACCUGCAGUUCCACCUCACUCACCUGCACAGCGUGGCCCCCGACUGUGUGGACAAGCUCGUAUCCACAGUGACAGCUUCGGAAGCAUUGCCAGCCAGCAUGUUCAUACCUGUACCAAGUCCUGACAGAGAGUCCCAGAGCACCCCACACGCAACAACCAACUCCAACUGUGAAGAAAUGAAAAAGCAAAUUGAAACCUCAGAUCUGGAUAUUGAGAAGAGUACGUCUCUAUCAGCAGAAAUAACCGAAGCACGAAAGUCACCCCCAGAGGACCAGCAAUCAGAGAAAGAUGAUGCUACUGGAUUCUUGUGCUGGAAGAAAGGCUGCAACCAAGUGUUCAAAUCCUCCAACUCGCUUCAAAUUCACUUUAAUGAAGUCCACAACAAAAGACCCCAACUGCCUGUCUCAGAUCGCCAUGUCUACAAGUAUCGCUGUAACCAGUGCAGCCUUGCAUUCAAAACUGUGGAAAAACUGCAGCUCCAUUCUCAGUACCAUGUUAUUCGAGCAGCCACCAUGUGCUGCCUAUGUCAAAGGAGCUUUAGGACACUACAAGCCUUAAAGAAACAUCUAGAAACCAGUCAUCUUGAACUGAGCGAAGCAGAUAUACAGCAGCUCUAUGGAGGUCUACUUAUGAAUGGAGAUCUUAUGGUUAUGAGUGAACUAGCUCUUGGAGAGGACCCGAGCAUGCUGGGAGAAGAUGACAAAGAUGGAGAGGAAAGUGAUCCAGAGGAAAAACAAAGUCCAACAGGAAGUGACACAGGCUCACUGCAGGAGGAUUCUGGAUCUGAACCUAAACGUGCUUUACCCUUUAGAAAAGGUCCCAACUUUACCAUGGAGAAGUUUUUGGAUCCAUCUCGACCUUUCAAGUGCACUGUUUGCAAAGAGUCUUUUACACAGAAAAACAUCCUUCUAGUUCACUACAACUCAGUCUCCCACCUGCACAAGGUCAAGAGAGCUCUCCAGGAGUCCACCACAGGCCAGCCUGAGCCCACUAGCAGCCCUGACAACAAACCAUUCAAGUGCAGCACCUGUAAUGUGGCAUACAGUCAGAGCUCCACUCUGGAGAUACAUAUGCGCUCAGUCCUGCAUCAGACCAAGGCUAGAGCAGCUAAGCUGGAAGCAGCAGGAGGUAGCACUGCAUCUGCUAGUAACUUAACCAGUGGAGGGUCUAACAACAGCACUUCAACACCAAGUCCAAGCCCCGCAAGCAACUCAACAUCAGCCUCCACCAACCACACAUCCACCACUCAUGCUGCCCACAGUGCACAUGGAGGAAACCAUGUUAGCCAGGCUCAUGUCCUUGAAAGUCUAGGGAACUCUUCUGUGAGCAGUCACUCUUCCCUUUCUGACAACCAUGAAGUGAAAAAGUCUAAAUUAUCUGAUCUGAUGUCUGUCAAAGGCCAGCAGCAGCAGUUACAGCAACAGCAGCAGCAACUGGCUCAGGCUCAAGCCCAAGCUCAAGCCCAGCUCCAACAAGAGCUCCAGCAGCAGGCAGCACUGCUCCAGUCCCAACUCUUUAACCCAGCACUACUACAGCACUUCCCUAUGACAACUGAUGCACUUCUACCACUGCAGCAGCAACAGCUUUUAUUCCCCUUCUAUAUCCCUGGAGCUGAAUUCCAACUGAACCCUGAGAUAAGUCUUGCAAACUCGGCCCUUGGCCUGGCAGGAUCCUCUACUAGCUCUCUGUUGGAGGAUCUGAAGAACUCUGCUCAACAGAGCUGUCUACAACAGCAACUCAUGCACCAUCACCUCCAACAGCAACAGCAGUCUCAGCAGCAGGCUCAGGGGCAAAUGGCGCUACUACAACAGAGUGCAUCUCUCCUCCAGCAAGUUGAGGGCAAGCAGAAAGCAUCCAGCUCUCAGAAUGACAAAGACAGAGACACUCAGAAAGAUAAGGACACCUCAGAGAAGAAAGAAGAGCAUGCGAACAAAGACUCUGUAGACAGCAAGAUGAAAGACAAAAAAGACAUUCAGAACAUAGCACUGAACAUGAACCAUGACACAGGCAUGCUACCACCAAGGAUUGCCUCAGAUGCUCGUGGAAAUGCCACCAAAGCUCUUCUUGAAAACUUUGGUUUUGAGUUAGUAAUCCAGUACAAUGAGAAUAAACAGAAAGUCCAGAAGAAGCCAGUAGGCACUACAGGACCAAGUGGCCCCGGUGGGAUUAUAAGAGUGGUGGACCCUGUGGAGGGCCUGGAGAAACUGGAAUGUGAAGCUUGUGGGAAGCUCUUUUCAAACAUCCUUAUUCUAAAGAGCCAUCAGGAACACAUCCAUCAGUCCUUCUUCCCUUUUCGAUCACUGGAAAGAUUUGCUAAAGAGUACAGAGAACAUUAUGACAAACUGUAUCCACUGAGACCUUCUACACCGGAACCCACAGCUGCACCCGUCCCUCCUCCUCCGCCUCCACCACCACCCCCUCCCCAAAGAGCCCCCACCCCAAACAUUCCUGUCAGUGCAGCCUCACUCACCCCGCCCACUGUGCCUCCAGUCCAGCCACCUGUCCAAAUGGCACAGAUCCCAAUGCCAAUGGACUUGCCCCUGUUCUCUCCCCUAAUGAUGCAACCAAUGUCCCUGCAGUCCUUGCCCACUCAGCUGCAGCCACAGUUACCCUCUGUGGAGCCAAGCCUUGCUUCAGACCUAGCCCAGCUUUAUCAGCAGCAAUUGACUCCAGCUAUGUUACAGGCACAACAAAACAAAAGGCCAAGAACACGUAUCACAGAUGAUCAACUUAGAGUCCUACGACAGUAUUUUGACAUUAACAAUUCACCAAAUGAGGACCAGAUAAAAGAAAUGGCCGACAAGUCUGGCCUGCCACAAAAAGUAAUAAAGCACUGGUUCAGAAAUACCCUCUUCAAAGAGAGACAGCGUAACAAAGAUUCUCCAUAUAACUUUAAUAAUCCACCUACCACAACUCUUGAAGAUACAAAAGUUGACUCAAAACCACCUUCUCCUGAGCCCAUGAAACAAGAAUAUUAUGGGAGUAAGAGAUCUUCCAGAACAAGGUUCACUGACUACCAGCUGAGAGUCCUCCAAGACUUUUUUGAUGCCAAUGCGUAUCCAAAAGAUGAUGAAUUUGAACAACUUUCCAACCUCCUGAGCCUUCCCACACGUGUCAUUGUGGUGUGGUUCCAAAAUGCCCGUCAAAAGGCCAGAAAAAAUUAUGAAAAUCAAGGAGAGGGUGCAAAAGAGGGUGAAAGGCGUGAACUAACAAAUGAUCGCUACAUCCGCACCUCCAACCUAAACUACCAAUGCAAGAAAUGCAGUUUGGUAUUCCAACGAAUUUUUGAUUUGAUAAAACACCAGAAAAAGUUAUGUUACAAAGAUGAGGAUGAGGAUGGACAGUAUGACAGUCAUAAUGAAGAUUCUAUGGAACUUUCACAUGAUUGUUACACCCCUUCUGGGUCAUCCUGCCAUACCCCAAUGCCCUCCUCCUCAAGUCUAUGCCCACUCCCUCCUAAUAAUUCAGCUUUCUCCCAGCUUGCAUCCAGUGAAAAAGAAGCAACAUCACCAGCAACCUCCUCAAAUCUAUUUGAUGAAAAACCUAAACAAUUACCAGAAAUCUCAUCUGACCCUAGAGAAAAUCAAACCACUAUCAAGCAAGAAGUUGUCCACCAGCCCCAACCUGAGGCACAGCACAGAACUCAAAGAGAUGAGAAGAUUCAAAGUCUCUCCAAAUCUUUGAAGCGCUCAUCUCCAUCAUUUUCACAACAACAAGCACAGUGCGGCCCUUCAGGCUCUCAGACUAGCCAGGCCCCCUCCCAGAGUUCUCACAUGGGAGUCAACCCUCACCUCUCCUCUGCUUCACAACAGCUGGCCCAGCACAUUAUCCCAUACCAGUGUGAGCAGUGCAAGAUCGCCUUCCCCUCGUUUGAGCACUGGCAGGAACACCAGCAGUUACACUUUCUCUCUGUACAAAACCAGUUCAUCCACCCUCAGUUCCUUGAUCGCCCAAUCGACAUGCCUUUCAUGUUAUUUGAUCCCAGCAAUCCUCUCUUGGCAAGCCAGCUUCUCUCAGGGGCAAUGCCACAGAUCCCUAGCAGCUCUGCCACCUCGCCCUCCACCCCCACUUCCACCAUGAAUUCUCUCAAGAGGAAGUUAGAGGAGAAAGCAGGUACUAGCCCUGGUGAGAAUGACAGCACAAACAGUGGGGAAGAGCCACAGAGAGACAAAAGGCUUCGAACCACUAUCACACCUGAGCAGCUAGAAAUCCUUUAUCAAAAGUAUUUAUUGGACUCUAAUCCUACCCGGAAGAUGCUUGACCACAUUGCUCAUGAGGUGGGAUUAAAGAAGAGAGUGGUGCAAGUGUGGUUUCAGAAUACAAGAGCAAGAGAAAGAAAAGGGCAGUUUAGAGCAGUAGGGCCCGCCCAAGCUCACCGCAGGUGCCCCUUCUGCAGAGCUCUGUUCAAGGCAAAGACUGCUCUGGAAGCACACAUUCGGUCUCGACACUGGCACGAAGCCAAAAGGGCAGGCUAUAAUCUGGCUCUUUCUGCUAUGUUACCUGACCAAGACGGAAUGCCUAAAAUGGAUGCAUUAGAUCCAUCAUCCUUUUCGCACAUGCUCUCUGCUAGCAGUGAUGUACAAAGUGCAUCCAUGUCACCAGUGAACAAGGGCUUGGAUCUGUCUCCAAGGGCUUUGCUCAGCCCCUCGUCUAUUAAAGUGGAAGGAAUGGAAGAUUAUGAGAAUGCCACUAUGUCCUCUGUCAACCUAAACUUUGAUCAGAGCAAACUUGAUAAUGACGACUGUUCCUCUGUGAACACAGCUAUCACUGACACAACAACUGGUGAUGAGGCUAAUGCAGAUAAUGACAGUGCUGAUGCCAAGCACAGCCAGAGUAGUAGUGAUUACCUGUCUAAGUCUGGGGGCACAGUUCCUCUCCUUGAAAAUGAUGAUCACAUGUCCUCUGGGUUGGUUAGUCCUGCAAGCUAUUAUGCUAAAGACUAUGAGAAUGAAAACAUGAUUGACCACAGUGAGACAUCCAGUCUGGCUGAUCCCUGCUCCCCCAGCCCUGGAGCCUCUGGCAGCAGAAGCCUAGACGGUUCUGACCGUCCGGGCCAAAAGCGCUUCCGAACCCAAAUGACAAACCUCCAGCUUAAAGUGUUGAAGUCUUGCUUUAAUGACUAUAGGACGCCUACUAUGCUGGAGUGUGAGGUGCUUGGCAAUGACAUUGGACUUCCAAAGAGAGUGGUUCAGGUGUGGUUUCAAAAUGCUCGUGCCAAGGAGAAAAAAGCAAAACUCAACAUGGCAAAGCAUUUUGGGAUAAAUCAAACGUCUUAUGAGGGCCCCAAGACAGAGUGCACCUUGUGCGGUGUCAAGUACAGUGCUCGCCUCUCUGUUCGUGACCACAUCUUUUCCCAGCAACAUAUUGCUAAAGUCAAAGACACUAUCGGCAGUCAGAUCGACAAAGAAAAGGAAUAUUUUGACCCAGCUACUGUCCGCCAACUUAUGGCCCAACAAGAGAUGGACCGUAUUAAAAAAGCCAAUGAAGUUUUAGGACUGGCUCAGCAGCAGGCCAUGCAGCAGCAGGGGAUGUUUGAUAAUCCUGCUAUGCAAGCGCUGAAUCUCCAGUCUGCUUAUCCAAAUCUACAAGGCAUUCCACCUGUCCUGUUGCCUGGGGUUGGAAGCCCCUCUCUUUCCAGCUUUAAUUCAUCUAAUUCAGCUUUAACUCCUCCUAAACCUUCGAACCUUCUGAAUAUGCCUGGUGCCAGUGUUCCCUCGCCAAGUCUCCCAACGUCUGGAUUGCCUAACAAGCUCCCCUCGUCUACGUCCUUGACCUCGUCCAGCCCCGCCCAGACCAGCACAUCAGUGUCUCACUCCAGCUCUACUACCACCUCUUCUUCCUCUUCCACUCAGUCCAUGUCCCGGGCCGACCAUCCCAAAGAGCGUGAUGCUGAGAGGCAAAGAGAAAAGGAGAAGCCCAAGGAGAAACCCGAAAAGCCGCAGACUCCUUCAUCCACUGGAAGUACCCCCGCCCCUUCCACCUCCGCAGCCAGCGCCAAAAAGGACAAACCGGACACUGCUGUUCCUGCCACCUCUAUGCCCACCCCUGGUAUGGAGUAUGUGGUAGACCCCGCACAGCUUCAGGCCCUUCAGGCUGCCCUUGCCACUGACCCCACAGCUCUUCUCACUAACCAGUUCCUGCCCUACUUCAUGCCUGGUUUUUCCCCUUACUACACACCACAGAUCCCUGGAGCCCUCCAAGGGGGCUACCUACAACCAAUGUAUGGUAUGGAGAGCUUGUUCCCCUAUAACCCAUCACUGUCCCAAGCCCUGAUGGGCCUGUCCCCAGGGUCCCUGCUGCAGCACUACCAGCAAUAUCAGCAGAGCCUGCAGGAAGCACUCCAGCAGCAGCAGCGGCAGCUUCAGCAGAUCCAGCAACCCAAGACAAGCCAAAUCCCAAACAAUUCUCAGAUCGUGGGCAAAGAUUCAACUAAAGAGCCAGUGAAAAGUGAAGAGCAAAAGAGUGGUGAGCCCCAAAACACUUCCUCGUCUGCUUCUCAUAACAAAGCCCCUUCUGAGCAGAAUGAGGUGGAUGGCAAAGCCGUGGAACCCCAUCUAGAUCAAUUCAUUGUCCCUAAAGCCCAGUAUAAACUUGCGUGCCGAAAAUGUCAAGCAGUGUUCAGUAAAGAAGAAGCUGCUGUUGCCCACAUAAAGUCAAACUGUUUUUUUGGUCAAGCUGUUUCAAACCUGCAGGAGAUGUUGCUGCGUGUCCCUGGUGGCACAGGCUCAGGGGUUGGAAGUCUCUACGACUGCCUGGCUUGUGAAACUACAUUGGACGGGGAGAAAGCUCUCAGUCAACACCUGGAAUCGGCAUUGCACAAACACAGAACAAUCAAGCGAUCGGUCAGAAAUGCCAAAGAGCACGUUACUAGUUUAUUACCUCACUCUUCAGCCUGCUUCCCCAGUCCUAACACCGCAUCUACCUCGCAGUCUGCCACUCACCCAAUCAGCAGCCCCCCUCCCACCACAUCGGCCGCCAUGUCCACCUCUCCUGUGUCCUCUUCGCUGUGCUCUUCUUCCUCAUCUACCAGCCCAGUCAACACCACAGCCACUGGAAAAGCCUGGCCCCAGGCCCCUUUCAACAGAGCUUUAGCUGGAAAGCCCAACGCCAGUCCCUCCUCUUCAUCAUUCCCCCCAGUGUCCUCACCUUCAACGGUUACCUCAAGUUCAUUGAGCACCUCAGGAGUUCAGACCUCGAUACCAACAGACGUCUUUAGUGACGAGUCGGACUCUGACAGCAGUCAGAAGUCACUGGACAGGCUGGGUCGGCCGGCAGAGGAGCCGCAGCAGCCCACCUUUGUCAAAGACAGUAAUAGUUGUAGUAGUACUCUCACUAGUGUAGGAACAGACUCCAUCAGAUUGUAAAAGAGCUUUCAGUGAUGGACAAUAUUUAAAGAAAAAUUAAAAAGACAAAAAAAAUCUCAAAUGGGAAAAACAUAAAAAGCAGCAAUGUUAAAAUACAUUUAAGUAUACAAACAACAAACAAUUUCAGAAAAAGAUGUGUAAAGACUAACUGCAAUUCCAAAGCUUGUAACCAAAAAUGUAAAUGUUAGUGGAUUGUUUUCCCAUAUCAACAUGCUGGUUUUCAUUUUUGUUCUUUUAAUUGUUUUGUUAAAACCAACUAUACAUGCAUCCUAAUACAUGAGAAUAGAAAAGAUUGCUGCAGUUAUGUUUUGGGUGUUGGUUAAAAGGUGUACAUUAUGUAGUGGACUGCCUCAAAGUCAACAAAUUGCCCAAGAACCCCUUUGGAAGAAUCUGAGUGCCGUUGUCCCUUUGUUUUGUUCUAAGUUCUCUGUAAUAGCACAGUCACCAAAAGCCAGUAUGUACUGUAUGGGAGAAUAGUCUAUCAGUUAUCUUGCUAUUUAAGCAUUCAGAUACCAAUGGCUUGCAAAGUGAAUAAUGUAAUGUCUAUUUUAUUCUCAGGUCAAGAGCUCACAGCUGUUUUUUCAGUUACAGUAAUUCAUGUUUUACAUGUUUUGUUUUGAACCGCCAUUAAGCAUAAGUUUUAUUUCAAAAUAUUUUACAAGAAGGCAUUGUUUUACGGGCAUUCAAAUUGGGUAAAUAAUGUGCUGUUUUCCACAAUAAGAAUCUUUUUAAUGGGUGAAAUUGCAAUUGUACCCAAGGACACCAGUGCUGACAUGACAGAUAGGAAGAAUGAAACCUCCUUCUGUAUUUAUGGUAGACUAUGGUGUUACGCAGUGUUGCAUUGGGAAUGAAUUUUAAAAUAAUGCUAGGAUGAAAAAAAAAAUUGUACAUUUAGCUUUUGUAUUGUCCGAAUUAAGGACAUUUGAUUUGAUGUUGUCUUGGUCAUUCCAAUAGACUAGAUUAUCAACAAUUAAUUUAUAUGUGUUAUUUUCUUGGGAAAGUGUCACCCAAUGCCCCUCCUGACAAGACAGGACAUUCUUCUAUUAUUUAAAUUCUUUAGUUGGUUGGGACUGGUCCAGCCUAAAGAUCCUGGGUGAAAUCUAAUAUAUUAUUUAAUUUAAUGUGUUACCUUUGUGCACUUAUCACUAUUUGACUCUCACUUGCUCCUCUCUGGCACUUAGUUCUUCAUCUGCGUUUGUGGAGUACACUACAAAGCAGCUUUUCUUCUUAAUGUAGUGUGGCUACAGUAUUUGUUUUCAUUUGGACAUUUUUGUUGUCAUAAAUGAAAAUGAAAAGAAUACUAAUAAUAAUUCUCACGCUUUAAGACAAAAGAGAAUCCAAAGACUAAACACUUUCACCAUUGGUGCAUAAAGAUAAGAGGCUCCUUUAUACUUGAGGAUUUGUUGCUGUUUUAGAGGAGAGAAAAUAACGUUUAAAGAUAAAGAAGUACGCAUUAGAGUUGCCGUUCGGUGGCUUUUUUACGUAAAUACCAAAAACCAAAAAGGGCCCAUGUCCUUGCAUUGUGGAGUAGCACCGUUACAGAGCCAUUGCAGUUUGUAAGAUAGAGGUUAUUAAUCUUUCUUUGACUUUUUGUCACAUUCAAAUGUCCAUUUUUUUAAAGAAAAUGUAUAAGGUCUGGUCUUCAAGGACAAACAUUUGCUGCUAAUGUAGAAUUUUGAAAGAAAAAAAGAAUACCUAGAUGCAUGCUCAUUUUGCUUUUGGCUAAGCUUUAACUAAAACAAUAAACCAAUUUCUUGCCUCUGCAACACCUUUUUUUCUUGUUGCAAAAACGGAACUUUGAAGACUGUGAAUAUAUGUUCCAAAGGACAUUUUGACUUUUUUUUAACCGACCAAUGUUUAAAGCCAAUGAUCUAUACAGUUUGUAAAGAACAGUGCAUUCCAAAUAUCACUAUGGAUUUUUUUUCUUAAGCAAGGACUGAACCUGUUUCAUUGCUUUUAACUGUCACACUCUUUUACUUUUCUCAUGUUUAAAGUGACUGUAAACUGUUGUGUAAAUUCUUUGCAUCACCUCCAUUUGUCAUUGUGCUGGCAUGGAAACAUGGCUGAUCCCCCUCCAUCCAGUUGAGGUUGUCACUCACUUGAACAGCAAGUAAAUAGUGGUUACCAAAAAUGUAUAUAAUACAUCUGGUACUGAGGCAUCUCUAGGUUUAGUCUCAUUCUGUUACUCUCCAUGUUACUGAUCUCAGAAGGAAAGGCUGCUGUGUGCUUGUCCACUUCCCUCUCUCACCUCCGUAUCACACAGGCCACUGGUUCUUAAAGGGACGUCUUCAUUCCAAAGCAUUAUUUCUGGAAAAGGUUCUUUGAAGAUGUCCCUGGGAACAUUUAAGGCUACUUUUCAUGUCCAAAGAAGUCACAAACUCCAUCUUACUGCAAUGGAAAUAUAGUAGUGGUGUACCUAUUUUUUUCCUCUUCCAGAGCCCUUAACCCCCCUUAACCUAUUAUUGAUAAAUCUAUGAAUAAAAAAAGUUUUUAUUUUUAAAACCGAGACAUAUUUAAAAAUGUGAAGAACUACUUUUUUGGCCAUUCUUGUAUAGCUGAUAUGAUUCUCCUGACGGCACAAUCUCCAAAGUCUUUAUGUAACAAGCAAUGUGAUUGGGUGUUCCAGCAUGCUGUGAAAGUCACUAUAGAUUAGGUCUACAAGCUUUCUUGAAUUUCCAGUCCAAUAAUAUAUUAUUACUGUAAUUAAAUCCCUUGUGUGUGUGGAUUUCCUUUGUUUUAUGUUAUUUUAUAUGAAUUAUUUUAUUUCUGUAUGUUACUUUUAUAUUAUAAAUUAACACUAGCUUUAAUUUGAAUUGCUUUAAACUAAAUCAGACCUGGCCACUUUAUGGUGUGAUUAGUUCUUCAUAGUGAUUGUCAAUAGUUUCCAAUGUGUAAUCUUUUGGGCUCUUAUGUGGCAGUGUCCACUUGACAUGAACUAUGUGUGAGGUUGUAUGCUACCGUGCAUGUUUUUUUAUUUCUUUAUUUUAGUGUAUGUUACACACCAAAACAA
Molecule: messenger RNA, 14830 nt
Organism: Boleophthalmus pectinirostris (great blue-spotted mudskipper)
Lineage: Eukaryota; Metazoa; Chordata; Actinopteri; Gobiiformes; Gobiidae
Gene: zfhx3b
Product: zinc finger homeobox 3b
Biological process (GO): regulation of transcription by RNA polymerase II; brain development; regulation of neuron differentiation
Cellular component (GO): nucleus
Molecular function (GO): DNA-binding transcription factor activity, RNA polymerase II-specific; zinc ion binding; RNA polymerase II cis-regulatory region sequence-specific DNA binding
Source: RefSeq, a predicted model, not a curated record